Arabidopsis lyrata subsp. lyrata is the source of this 1440-nucleotide messenger RNA. RefSeq names its product putative methylesterase 12, chloroplastic. NCBI's taxonomy places the organism in Eukaryota, Viridiplantae, Streptophyta, Magnoliopsida, Brassicales, Brassicaceae. The coding region runs from base 283 to 1332 and encodes 349 amino acids. Gene Ontology annotation, biological process: salicylic acid metabolic process; jasmonic acid metabolic process. The transcript has 5 exons. Gene Ontology annotation, molecular function: methyl indole-3-acetate esterase activity; methyl jasmonate esterase activity; methyl salicylate esterase activity. The record is from RefSeq and is a predicted model, not a curated record.
AAUAAUAAUGAGAACAAAAAUGUCGAAACACACAAGAAAUCAAAAACCCAUGAAAUAUCCCACACAAAUAGACGAAACAAUUAACAUUCUUUGGCUGCUUUGUCUUAAAUCUGAAUCGUCCUUAUUCUUCCUAAUUAAUGACACCAUUUUGCUUCUUCUUCCUCUACCUCUCCUCUCUAUCCCCAAGUCAAGAUCUUUUCAAUUCAUGGACAAAAACUCGUGAAACUUCUUGAAUUUCCAAUAAAAUCCACUUCUGUGGGCUAAAUUCAAGGAUUUGUAAAAAUGGGUAACAGAGUAAUCUGCAUGAAGAAGAAAGAUGUUGUUCUCAGAAGUGGAGGAGAUGGAUCCAGAAGCAAGAGAGUGAAUCGUUCACAGAGGAAGUUGCUUGCUGAUGAAGAGAGUUUGCAUCGACAAGCUUUGUCUAUGGCUAUUCAUCAAGCUCAGGUUUCUCAAAGAUUUGAUGGAUCCAUGUCUAGACGUAUCGGGUCUACUAGCUCUAGAAGAGGAACACUCUCUGACCCAUUUGCUAAUAGCAAGCAGGUACCUGAGUUUUUGGAGAGCUUGACGGUUAAGAAAUUCGUUUUGGUUCAUGGUGAAGGAUUUGGGGCAUGGUGUUGGUACAAAACUAUUGCUUCAUUGGAAGAGUCUGGACUAUCUCCUGUUACAGUUGAUCUGGCUGGUUCUGGAUUUAAUAUGACUGACGCGAAUAGCGUUUCCACCUUAGAAGAAUAUUCAAAACCGUUGAUCGAGCUCCUUCAAAGUCUUCCCGAGGAAGAAAAGGUAAUUCUGGUGGGUCACAGUACUGGAGGUGCAUGUGUUUCGUAUGCGUUAGAGCGGUUUCCAGAGAAAAUCUCAAAAGCUAUAUUCAUAUGUGCAACUAUGGUUACUGAUGGACAAAGACCCUUUGAUGUCUUUGCUGAUGAGCUUGGUUCAGCAGAACGGUUCAUGAAAGAGUCGCAGUUCUUGAUCUAUGGAAACGGCAAAGACAAGCCCGCAACGGGGUUCAUGUUUGAGAAACAACACAUGAAAGGCUUGUACUUCAAUCAGUCACCCAAUAAGGACAUUGCAUUGUCGACGAUCUCGAUGCGGCCUGUACCAUUAGGUCCCAUGAUGGAGAAGCUGUCACUUAGUGCAGAAAGAUAUGGGAAAGGUCGAAGAUUCUAUGUUCAGACGCUCGAUGACUUGGCUCUUUCACCGGACGUUCAAGAGAAACUGGUCAGAGAAAAUAGUCCUGAAGCAGUUUUUAAGAUCAAAGGAAGUGAUCAUUGCCCUUUCUUCUCUAAACCUCAGUCUCUUCACAAGAUCCUUCUUGAGAUAGCUCAGAUUCCUUAAAAAGACACAAAUCUUGAAUUCAGAAUGUAUAAUACUUUCAUUUUUUUUCAUACGCGUUUGUAUAUUCUUAUUUACGAUUAAUAUACGAAACAAGAUUCUUGUUAGAGA